UUUAAAACAUGAAAUGCGCUUUUAUUUUGAAACUCAGUCUAAGUCCUACACCGAAAGUUUGAGCUUUCGUAGUUAUACAAUGCUCUGCAGAACUCAAGCGCUUGAAGUUAAAUUGAAGAUUAAAGUAAUUGAGUCAUCUACGAACAGGGGAGCUGCACUUCUGCACACCUUUGAGCAGCAGUAUGAUGCAGGCAGGAUUCUGUCUGAAACAGGCCACUGAGACAGCACUACCAGAGCUCACUGAGCAGCACAGGACCAGACCGGAAGAAGAGGAACUCAGUGGACUGGAGUCUGUCCACAUGGCAGAGUCAAAGACAGAGUGUGCUGCACCGGGACUCAACACACUGGAGCCAGAGUGUGUUACCGCACACAGUGGGGUCAGUGAUGUACACCACACACACACACCACUGAUUAAAACAGAAACUGAUCUGGGCUCCACCCACACUGGGGAUUUUAUUAAGACAGAGAGGCUAGACAGUACAGAGCUGGGAUAUGUAACCCAUCUGCAUCCUGACCAAAUUAAAACAGAAGCUGAUGAUGGAGGAUAUCUUAAGGCAGAACACAACAGUGAUUUGCAGGAUAUUAAAGGUGUUGAUAUGAAAUCUGAUCAAAUGAAGUGUGAAUCCAGUGAAAGUUUAGUGAGUGAUCUCAUGAAUAUUAUGAUGGCUGCAGCUGGUGCAGGACAACCGAACCCAAAUUGUAAAAAAGAAAAAAUUAAUGAUCUGCUGACCCAUUGUGGAAACUUAAAUCACCACUGUGACAUAAAAGAAAAUAAUCUAACUAAAAUAGUCCAGAAAAGUACAAACAUUAGCAAAAAACAUGUAUAUUGUCAGAGAAUGGAUGUGAUAAUUAAACCCAAGGUAAUUAAUCCAAGUAAAAACUCAAGCCUGAUAAAUUUAUUUAAAAACAAGACGAGUCAUAGAAAUCCAGGAGAGAUUUAUACAGGUGAAAAGCCACACAAAUGUACACAGUGUGAGAAGCGUUUUCAUAAUAAAACUGACUUAAGACAACAUCAAAGAAUUCAUACAGGUGAAAAGCCCUACAAGUGUACACAGUGUGGGAGGUGCUUUACCCAAAUGAAUCAUUUAAAGAACCACCUGAGAAUUCAUACAGGUGAAAAGCCCUACAAAUGUUCUCAGUGUGGGAAGUGUUUUUCCCAAAUAUCAAAUUUAAAUUCCCACCAGAAAGUUCAUAGAGGUGAAAACCCCUACAAAUGUACACAGUGUGAGAAAUGCUUUACUGAAAUUAAUUAUUUAAAGAACCACCAGAGAAUUCAUACAGGUGAAAAGCCCUUCAGAUGUUCUCAGUGUGGGAAGUGCUUUUCCGAAAAGGCAUAUUUAAAAAUCCACCUGAGAAUUCAUACAGGUGAAAAGCCCUAUAAGUGUACACAAUGUGAUAAGUGCUUUUCCAAAAAGGCAGAUUUAAACAUUCACCUGAGAAUUCAUACAGGUGAAAAGCCCUAUAAGUGUACACAGUGUAGUAAGUGCUUUUCACAAAGGGGUAAUUUAAAGAGCCACCAGAGAAUUCAUACAGGUGAAAAGCCCUAUGAGUGUACACAGUGUGGGAAGUGCUUUUCCCAACUGAGUGGUUUAAAGAGCCACCAGGGAAUUCAUACGGGGGAAAAGCCUUACAGUUGUACUCAGUGUGGGAAGUGUUUCUCCAAAAUAUCUCACUUUAAUCGCCACCAGAGAAUUCAUACAGGUGAAAAGCCCAACACAUGUCCUCAGCAUAGGAAGUGCUUUUCUAAAAUGCCUGAUUUAAACAGCCAUCAGAGUAUUUAUACAGCUGAAAAACCCAACAAAUGUCCCCAGUGUGGGAAGUGUUUUUGUACAAAUUCUGUUUUAAAUAGACACCUGAGAACUCAUGCACGUGAAAUGUCAUACAGUUGUAUUUAGUGUAGGAUAUUUUUCCCAAAUAUGCGAUUUAAGUUGCAACCAGAUAAUUCAUAUCGGUGAAAAACCAUACAAGUGUACACAGUGUGGGAUGUAUUUUAGUGCAAAUUAAAAAUUAUUCUUGUACAAAUUCUGUUUUAAAUAUACACUUAAGAAAUACAUAUGAAAAGCCAUUCAUAUGU
Messenger RNA from Anguilla anguilla (European eel), 2074 nucleotides. Its product is annotated as gastrula zinc finger protein XlCGF26.1-like. Gene Ontology annotation, biological process: regulation of transcription by RNA polymerase II. The coding region runs from base 183 to 1895 and encodes 570 amino acids. The transcript has 2 exons. Gene Ontology annotation, molecular function: RNA polymerase II cis-regulatory region sequence-specific DNA binding; DNA-binding transcription factor activity, RNA polymerase II-specific. Gene Ontology annotation, cellular component: PcG protein complex; transcription regulator complex. The record is from RefSeq and is a predicted model, not a curated record. NCBI's taxonomy places the organism in Eukaryota, Metazoa, Chordata, Actinopteri, Anguilliformes, Anguillidae.